Molecule: messenger RNA, 31906 nt
Organism: Lymnaea stagnalis (great pond snail)
Lineage: Eukaryota; Metazoa; Mollusca; Gastropoda; Lymnaeidae
Source: the annotation of a GenBank genome assembly
GAUAAAAUCAUGUGACUACUAUUUAAGUUCAACUAAAUUGUUUUUCCCGUCUCAUUUAAUCAGAGUCAAUAGCUGUGCAUAUGUAAAGCUGUUUAAUAACUUGAUUAAAAAAUAACCGGAAUAACCUUCUUCAUUAUGUUAAAGCGUUUAUAAAUGGAUCCAAUAUAAUAAAGUAAAAAAGCCGACCAUAAAUUCAAACGUCAAAAUGUUGUCAAAGCGGACUCCUCCUGGGCCUGCACAUGACAACAAUGAGUAUGAGAAGCAGUCGAAGUCAAUGGUUUCUUGCCCAGUGUGUAAAACUAAGUAAGUAAACCCACUAAGUAAGUACUAUAAUUUAAUGCAACUUUUAGAAUUCGUCCGUUCUUGGUGCCAUGGCCUGUUGGUCCUAAGUUACAAAAGCUUGAAACUCAUUCAUCAAGGCGUGCUGCCUAACACUAACUUUGUCUUGGUAAAAAAUAAAAAAAAUAAAAACUGGGCUGUAACUGUAACUUAAAAUGUAAUAAGUAUAAGAUUCAUUAUUUUAAGUUUAAAUCACAUUGUCAUUGACAAAGAUAGUAGGCUACUCAAAUUGUGAAUACAUUACUUUAAAACAUAUACCUGUACUGUGGCAUGCCUGCGUAGUAGAGUAGGCCUAUAGUUAUAGUCUAUAGUUAUAAUUUAUUAUUAUGGCAUAUAUAAUAUAUACUAAAUAAUUGAAUGCCCUUUUGCCUUUUAAAACUUUCAAAUUAGACAUGACAUAAUAAAAAAAAUUAAGUUAUUUUUAAAGGAAUGCACUGUAGUUAAUAUUAUAUACAUUGUUGUAAGAGAAAAAUAAAUAAAUUAAUAAAAAAUAAUUUAAGCACUAACCCUAAGGCACCUUUGAAUUGUGAGAUGCUAUGAUUAGCCACUUCGAUGAGAUCCGGGAAUUGCCGAAAACCGGGUAUCGUGAUUUCGUUAUCAAAAUGGCGACCUCCACUUUUUAAUUUACCGAGACCCUCGUUGUUUACGAUUUUUUUUGCUAAUUUUAGCCCAGCAAGAACAUUCUAUUUCCACCCACAACUUUGAGUAGACAUGUCGUUUUAUGAUUAGACACUUUUGUUCUUAAAAAUAUUUGAGGUCUUAACUUUGAAAAUUGAAGGUAAAAUAAUGCUUAUUUUACUCAUUCAUAUUUUUUUUCUGGAAAGGUUGUCUUUCUCAAAUAAAAAGACGAUGGGAGAUAAUAACAUAAAUUACAACAUAUAAAAAAUUCAAGAGAUUAGCACUGUUACGCACUGACUUGUAUUAGGAGAAAUUAAUCUCCUAUUUUAAUUUUAAUUGGCUCGUUGUAAACAGUGCCUAACAAAGGACGAUACCAUAGAAUCAACAAUAUUAAAGAUACGACCCAAAACAGUUUCUAGUUACAAUUAAUAAGAUUUAUUAAGUCUAAAGAUAAUUACAAAAGAAAAGAAAAUAUAAUUACAAUCUUCAACUUACAGUAUGGUAGAUCUUGUACCGGUACAUAGUUAAUACAGUUAGAAUAAUGUGCCAAUGAAUAAUGCGAAGGAAACACAUAUGAGUACACAAAUAUACAAAGAAUAUAACACGCCUCGUAAAGUUAAUAAAAUCUAUCUAAAUCUCUGUCGCCUCGUAUCUGUCAAUCCUUUAUAUACAUGUAGCGUAAGACGCUUCCAGAAGGACCUAUGACGUGUUGUUUACAUAUCUCGGGUUAAGGAGUACAUUAGAGAAGUUACCCGGAGACAUUCUACCCAAUGCGUAAUUGGAAGCUGAUUGUAAACAAGCUACAUCAAAGAGAUUUAGCCACGCCCACAACAGACGUUACUGUCUGCUAGGAGUGUACUACGAGGUCGGGAAAGUUCACGCACAGGAAAUUGUGCUACAUAACAAGCACAACAGGCCUAGAAAAGUAUAGUAUUUUAUAAGUAUAGGCCUAGCUCCUGCCCAACUCAUUAUUUGUGUGACACAUUAUUUGUUAUUUGUAAUGAUAUUUUAAUGAAUAUUAUGAUUCUUAAUGCAUAGAUUAAGCAAAAAUGUAAAAAAAAAAAAUAGUCACUUACCUUUCAUAUUGAAAUAUCCUAUAUUUAAUCACAUAUCACAAUAUUUCACAAGAGAAUUAUUACAUAAUCCUUGUAUCAAUGCACUGCUUCAUGUCAGAUCAAUGAAUGCCCCUGCUUUAAUAAAAUAGUAAUGAAUGUAUUCUCUUUUUCCUUUUUGCAUCUCAUGCAGCCACUUACCCACUAAAGGAAACUUGACCAAUGGAGUUUAUGCUUGUACAUGUGAAAAUUGUGGCCACUUCUUUAAAUUCAAGGCUAUCCAAGACAUAAAAAGUACAGUGACAUUCAAAAUCAAUGGAGUUUCUUACACGGGUAGGUUUAAAGUAAUUCUAAUAUUUGAAACUUUUAGCUACAGUAGAUGCCAUACCUUGUGGUGUAUCUAAGAGAAAAAACACUCUACCAACCUGUGCUGCCUUGUCUCUACAAACCCCAUGGUCAAAAGCUUAGGGACUUAACCCUUACAGAAAAUCCAGAGAUGCAGUCCUGUAGACAUUUUGAUUUUGCACAAUAUAACUGCGCCACCAACUUCUGUGACAUGCCUGUCUUCAAGCUGUAUCAUUCAUGUUACACUGGCUUUUUCUUAUGUGUAUGAGAUAACUUUCAUUUAGACCUCAUACAAACAUUUCACCAAUAAUGAUUCUAAAUAAAAUCUACUUUUAAAAAAUAAUAAUAAUUGCAACAAAUCACUAACCACCCAUCCCACGAGAUUGUAAAUCUCUUAGUUAUAUAGUGAUUCUAGCGAUGAUUAGCGAUACAACAUCGACAAGCACUUUCAAAAUAGUUAUAUAUACUUUAUCUCUUAUGCUAUUGCGUUAAGUUAUGAACAAGUAGAGGUAUGAAUUUGAAGCUUCUUUCGAUAUGAGGCCUGCAACAAAUAUUCCGCCUGCAAUUUAUAAUCCCCACCCCAUUUCCUAAGAGGAGAUAGAAUUAAUAUGUUAGAAUUUAGGGUCAGUAAUCUUCUCAUGAACAUAAAAAAACUCCCCUCAACUAAGCCCUUCAGAGAUUUCGAACAAAAAGAAUAAAGACAUUUCUUAGAAAGUGGAUUCAAGUUGAAUUAUAAAAGUAUGAAUAAUCUUUAUCUUUCCAAAUAUCAAACACCCAUGGUGUUCCUUUUACUAAAUGCAGUUCGAGGCAACGUCUCAAAAUCACCCUCCCUCCCUCCCACAUCUAUUAAGUAAUGUCAAUUAUAAACAUUAACAAAAGUGCAGCAAAGGUUCGUUACUUUCUUGACCUUUUCCUUCCCACGUACACUUCUGCUGAUGCUUACUCCCAUCCAAUGGUCUCGGUUUCAGACCUUUACAUUAAGCCAAGCCUAUUUUUACCCAUUUGAUUAUAAUGAAUUUGUUAAAAACUUAAUGUAGUAAAUAGAUUUUUCUCAUGACUAAAUGACAUAACUUUUAUAAUAAGUUUAAGAUGUAGGUUUUUCAAUAGUUACAGAUAUCAUUUUUUGAAGGCCCCCAUGUUCAUAUAAUAAGAGUUGUGUGACCCACUAAUGACAAAGCAGUUCUUAAUCAGACUUUACAUAUCUAUCAGAGCUGUUUGAGUGAUAACAAGCUGCAGUGACGGUACAGAAUAAAAUCAAUUUGGUUUUAAAUCACUGCUAAGCCCCAUUAGUAAUUAACUGAUAUGAUAUGUAGAGUAAAGUUGAUACAAACCAGCCCAAAGGUCUGAACCUCCAACUUUAACACUGAUAUUGAUUACAUUUGGUAGGUAUUGGAGACUACAUGAUAAGAAAUCUGAUUAAAAAGAUGCUUAUAAUAAUGAUUUUUUGUGUGUGCAGUAGAUUUUCAUAUACAAUAUCCCACUGUUGGUGGGGUGUGAGGUGAACUUCUACAUUUUGUGAUGGAUUUUGUAUUUGGAAGAUGGAUAAGGAGGGGAAAUUAUGAGUAUAGAAUUCCUGCCAAAAUUACAUUUGAUUUGGAAAUGUCUGGAGACCCACUGCAAAAUUUUAAAUACCCUUUACGGCAGUGCUUCCCAAACGUUUUUCCCCCCCUCUUCCCCCAAUCCACUAAAUAAAUUUAACCCCCCCCCCCCCCCCACUUCCCAAAUAAGUGUUGAAAAAAAUUAUACUCCAUGCUGAUUAAAGAAGAAUGAAUUUCAAUUCUACGGCCUUUCUAAGCAUUAAGAAAAAGUUACAAUAAGUGAAAUAUAUUUGUAUUGCCAAAUUUGAAAUUUAAAAAAGUUGGUUAACUUAUGAAAAAAAUAAUCCAGUUUUAACUAUUCAUCCCCAUCCCCGCCCCUUUGAAAGUUAAAUACCUUACCUAUAUCCCAGAGCAGGGGCAUAGCUAGAGUUAGUACCACAAGUUUUGACGCCUCCCUGCCACCAAAAAAAAAAAAAGCUUUUGUCCACAAAUGCCCCACCUCCAUUUGAAGAUAAAGGGCCACCUCUCACCCUCCACUUAUUACGCCAGUGUCACAGAGACUAUAAUACUAUGUUGUCCUAUAAUCUUCAUAUUGCCCCCUUGUAGAUCGUGUCACAGAGACUAUAAUACUAUGUCCUCCUAUAAUCUUCGUAUUGCCUCCUUGUGGAACUAUGAUGUAAGUUAGAUAACACUGGUUUAGGUGACUUGACUUCAUUUGAUUGUUGUGUGCGUCAUAAUAAUUUAUAAAUAUAUAAAUUUUUUUUUGUUGGCGGUGAAGGGUGUUCUAAAAUUUGAUUUUUUUUACAUUCAAAAUAUAGAGAUUGGCCCCAUAUAAAAAAAAAAAAAUUUGCAAGAAAGUGGUAAUACUCUUUUUAUGAAUGGCUUCUAGGUCAAAUGACAUUUCAGUAUAAUAAAAUCAAGAAUAAUUCUUUGAGUAUGUUUGCCUCUUUUUAAUGAGUGCUUUAAUUUUAUUAAUUUUUUUGUUCAGGGGAGAUGGUUGGGUUUGGUUUGUGGAUUCUUGAGCCAGAAAAUGCAAGAUAUUAUGUGCAUAAAAAACUUUUAUUUGUGGUGUCGUUUCAUCAUUGAAAUGUGUAGAUAUCUAACUAGGGCAGAACAUAUAUCCCUUUUUUAUAGCAUGGCAAAAAAAUAAUGGCUGUAUCAGUAUGGGGAGGGGGGGGGCAAUAUUUGAAAUAUAUAUUCCUAAACAAUUCUAAUUUUAAAAAAAUUGUUUGUGUCUUCUUUAAGACAAGAUAUCUCUGGGGGGUUUAUUUCAAUACCCAUAUCAAGUUAACACACUUUAAAAAAUUUGGAUCAGGUAGGUCUCAAACCAUGAACACAAUAAACCAGUUCAAAGUUGACAUAUUAUCUUCAGUAGGUUAUCAAUGUCAGAUUUUUUUAAUCACUCUGUUUAUCUGCAUGGAGUCUGUUUUGAUAAUUUGCUAUAUUUUCAACAAAUCAGCUUGAGAUGUUUCAUUUUUUAUUGUCGCUUAAAGUUCUCUACAAGAAACUAAACAACUAAUCAGCUUUGUAAGAAAUUCAAGCCGGGUGGCAAAAAGGCUCCAACACUGACAUAAAGAUCUUUAAACAAAUUGCAACAACCAUUGCAGAUCCAUUGUUAAUUUGUUCAGUAGAUCUAUAGUUAGUUUUGGUCAAUAGAUAAAUAGCUAAUUGUGUAAGGAUGUUUGCCCCAUUUAAAGAACCUACAUCUGUUACAACAUGUCAUUCAUGUGUUACAUUUGAGGUAUUUUCUGAAAAAGUGCGACAUAUUUUUAAUGUCAGAAGCAUUCACAAGUCCUAAAUUUGGACUUAGUUGCAGAGGGCCAUUAACUAAGCAAUGUGCUAUAUGAAAUGACUGACAAACUAUUGUUGCAGUUUAAAGGAUGAGGAAUUAGAAAUAAUAUAAUUUUUUAUUUCUUUGACUGUACGUUACAUCUGAUCCAACCAAUGAAAUCUUUCUGUUACUUCCAGUUGGCAAUGAAUUUGAUCCAGCAACAUCUCUCAACGAAUACAUGCGCCAAACUGGCAUAUCCAGAGGGACGAAAGGCUGCUGUUAUGAAGGAGGAUGUGGAGUUUGUCUUGUGACUGUCAAACUAUUUGAACCUAUUUCAUCUCAGACUGUAGCAUACGCUGUCAACUCUGUAAGUCUGUAUGUUUAUUUAAUUGAGCUGCAAAUGAGAAUUGUUUCUUUUACAAGUCUCGGUUUAAAAAAGAAUUUGCUUUAAAAUACAGUCGCAAUCUUCAACAGUGCUGCUUACAACUCUACACUUGCGAUGGGCUUGAAAUUACCACAAUUGAAGGGCUUGGCAAUCCUAAAGCAGGUCUUCAUCCUAUCCAAGACAGGAUGGCAAAACGAGACGGGGCUCAGUGUGGCUUUUGUACCCCAGGACAAAUCAUGAAUAUGUAUGGGUAAGUCAUGAAUAUUAAUGCAUAGGUCUCAUGACAGAAGAUUCUUCUUUGCCGUAUGAAAAAGUGAAUCCAGACCAGUGAUCUCAGCAGUGGUACAUUAUGUUGUUUUAGGUGUUUAAUAGUGAUGAUGUGACUAACAUCUAAUACAUAUACAGAUAUCCAGUCAUUUGACGCAUAUGGUGGCACUGUAAUUUUUGCUGGCAUCCGUCCGUCACAAUGUGACGAUGGUGUGGGCUUCGGGGGUCGAAAUCCAGAUGGCCUGGGAUUAUUCUUCAAGGAUUAUAAGCUGGUUCCCAACAGCAAAUCGCCUCUCUCCACGCCGCUGGAUAACCCAAGGGAACAUCAUUGGAUGAUACAGCUUGGCACCAGUGACGUCGCAGGACUUGUCGCAAUGUUUCAUUGUACCAAUGUUAUCCGCCUUCGGGACUCCAUCUCCAGGUUUGAUUUCAGAGUUUCCUUCUCUUAGAUGAGUUGCCAUCCAAGGUUGACGAGUCCCAUCCACCCGGGGUGAUGGUGGUGUUUUUGCUUGACUGGGCUCUGGCUGGAAUUGAACUCCAGACCAUCAACUUGUUCAGUUUAGACCAGUAAUAAUCAGCAAUUAAUUUAGGUGGCACAACUUUCCUAAAGUUUGAGAACCAUUGAUUUGAAUUAUUGCUUUGUAACUUCAGUUGUGUCUUUAUUUUUGUACAGGUGUGUACACAUGUUUUCUUAUAUUGUGCGUUUUAUUUUUUAAAAUAUUGUUUCCCCAAAUAAAGAGGUGAUUUUUUUCGUUCUUUCCUCUUUGACACAUAAACCUUUGACACAUAAACCUUUGACACAUAAACCUUUGACACAUAAACCUUUGACACAUAAACCUUUGACACAUAAACCUGCAUAAAAUGAAUGGUUUUGACAAGUUCAAUCUCAGUCUGUGGUUCACCCAUUCAGGUUUUUAUUUAUAUAGGUCUUGAUUUCUUUAAGACUAUGUUGUUACUCAGUUGCUCUCAAAACUAUGGCAUAGUCAUUGUGGGAGCAGCGGUAGCAGCCAUUCUCCGAAACCAUUUUUACAAAAGUGGGACCAUUUCAAAGAUAUAACUUUUUAUCAGUUUGUCAAAAUAAAAAUGUUUUUAAAAAAACUAGUUUAUCGAAGAAAUUUUUUAAAAUCUGAUUAAAUUCUGAAAAAAGGAAACAGUGCUUAAGAUUACUUUAACUUAUUAUUUCAGAGCGUGGGUUUUUAAAGAUAUAAUUUUUGCUCCCUCCAAUGUCACAACAUGGCCACGCUACUGUCUCAAAGAUGAGGCCUGUGCUUUUCAAAAGGAGAGGUCCUGCCAGGGAACUUUGUCAUCAGUUAAUUUCUCAAAUGUAACAUCGCCCCACCUCCCCCUUCCCUCCACUAUCCCUCAGGCUCCUACAGAGAUUCCCCCAACCCACAGUCCAGCAGAUUGAAGAUGAGUUUGAUGCCACUCUCUGCAGAUGUACAGGUAAACAUGAAUCAUUUGCAGGUGUACAGGUAAACAUUAAGUAUUUGCAGAUGUACAGGUAAACAUUAAGUAUUUGCAGAUGCACAGGUAAACAUUAAGUAUUUGCAGAUGUACAGGUAAACGCUAAUUAUUUGCAGAUGCACAGGUAUGUAGAAAAAUAUUGCGUUUUUCAAAUUCCACCCUUCCAGCAACGUUGAAGUGAAGGCAAUGAAUAACACGAUGAGACCACUGUUUUUAGUUCAGAUGCCCUAACUGUGAUUUUUUUCCUUCUAUUUAACCAUUAUUUAUUUCCCUAUAUUAUUACUCAUUUGUGUACUUUAUAAUUGAAACAAUUUAUCAAGAGAAUUUAACAAUUACAUUAUUCUAGGUUACAGAGCCAUUUUGGAUGCCAUGAAAUCGUUUGCCAUUGAUGCUCCAAAAGAACUGAAUGGAAAGUUGAUUGAUAUUGAGGUAUUUAACAUUUCUAGCCCUAAUUACCAUCAAAAUAAAAUUGAUGCAGAAGAAUAAUGCAUUUUUGGCUUUAACCAGCCUGGGAAAUUAAUUAGUUUAUAUACUUAAAAAAUUUUGCUAUAAUGCGGCGGUGUUUGUGCUAAUGAUAUGUUAAUUUAUUUAACUGCACUCGGUUUAGUACUGGUAUAUUAAGUUAAGAAAUAAAAUAAUUCAAUAUUCAGUCUCAACGAGAAAUGAAUUGAUAACACAUUUUUUUAAUUUACCCUCAACUAAAAAAAAAAUUAAUUAGGAUUUGGAAGCAAAACUGUGCAAAAAAACUGGCCAAGCCUGCACUGGUCACUGCAGUGGAAAAAACAAAAAUGGUGGUGCCUGUGAGAACCAGGUCCCGCGACCACUGCACAUAGUAGGUUAUGGUGCUCAGUGGUUUAAGCCUGCGACUGUCCAAGAACUGUUGCAACUCCUGGGACAGCAUCGGACAGAGAACUACAGGCUGGUCUUUGGAAACACUGGAUUCGGUGAGAAAUAUUUACUGUUUUCAAAUACAGUCCUCAUAAACGACGCUCCAUCUAUUUUAAUUCACACCACAUGGUCUUUGAAAACACUAGGUUUGGUGAGCACUUAUUUUGCACAAUCCCCAUGCCCUGUGAGCAGCUAAUACACACUACAUGUGAUUUGUUGAAUAUUUAUUUCGUACAAAAAUCCCCAUGAGCUGUGGUCAGUCUUAAAUUUUAGCACACCACUUGGGAUGUGGUAAAGUUUUCAUUUUUUUUUAAACACACACUCAAUUAUUGGUUUUAUUUUUAAUAAUGCGCUGCGAAGGAAAACAAAUAGUUGUUUUGAACGUCACCCUUGGAUGAGUUGCUAAGGGAAGCUAUCCAGAUUUGUUUAGUUUCUUUGUUAAUUUUUUGAAUCCACUAAAGAAAUGUUUUCCUGUAUCAGGAGUUUACCAAGACUUUGGGCCAUGGAACUUCAAUGUUUUGAUUGACAUAAGAGGACUCCAAGAACUCUACACCAUUCAGGUGAGUGAUUCAAAAUCCUCCACUCUUGUUGUCCUUAUGGUGCUAUUCCUGUUGUUGUAAAGGUGAACUUAGGGAUAGUAUUCCUGUUGUUGUUGUUGUAGUAAGGUGUACUUGUUGAGACUAUUCCUGUUGUUGUUGUAAAGGUGUACUUGUUGAAACUAUUCCUGUUGUUGCUGUAAAGGUGUACUUGUUGAGACUAUUCCUGUUGUUGUAGUAAAGGUGUACUUGUUGAGACUAUUCCUGUUGUUGUUGUAAAGGUGUAUUUGUUGAGACUAUUCCUGUUGUUGUUGUAAAGGUGUACUUGUUGAGACUAUUCCUGUUGUGGUUGUUGUAAAGGUGUGGUUGUUGAUACUAUUCCUCUUGUUGUAAAGGUGUACUUAGUGAUACUAUUCCUGUUGUUGUUGUAAAGGUGUACUUAGUGAUAUUGGUUUUGACCAGAGUUGACUCAAAUUACAAGCGCAGUGUUGCCAUUUUGGGGAAAUCCCAAAAUCCCACGUCAGAUGAAUAGUUGUACCAGAACGAUGUGUACGAUACCCUCCCACUCUUCAUAGAGCAUUAUUCUCACCAUAACCUAAACCUGAAGAUCUAUCAAAUUUAUAUGAAAUGUAUUCAAAUGAACUUUUCCUUUUGUUUUUAUAAAAUUCCACUUACAAGCUUCAAAAAAAUAUUUAAAAGAAUUGUCAUCCCCUGCUGAUAUGCCAAAAUAAACCACCAGUGAAAAAAAAGCAAACAAUUCAAGCGGAUGGCGAAAAAAUGCUGUCUUUUCAUUGGUUAAGAAACAACGAAAUGUUUGUGACUCCAUACCAUGUGCUAAAAGGUGCCAAUAAUAUUACCUUAAUGAAGUCAUGCUUAGUGUGCCGUUCAUUGAUUCAAUUAUGUUAUGCCAUUUCAAUGUACACUACAACAUAAAUUUCUGGUCAGGUGAGGCUCCCCCAGCCCCCCCCCCCCCCCCUUUCCCCAACAAAAAAAAACAAAAAAAGGUUUUUUUUGUCAAAUAAGUAAUGUACAGAGAUCAAAGUCCAAAUCUUUUGAAUACAGAACUAUAGCUGGAAGUAAUCUUGUGCGGACCUCCAUUACCUUUACCUCUAUGGAGGGAGGCAGACAUCGCCAACCAUGCCGCCAAGUAAACCUUAGCCUUCUGUUGUUACAUCAAAAUGGAGAGUUGCUCAGGUGAAGGGCUUGGGGCCAUAAGCGACUCGGUGCAGCAAGAGCUGCCAGGGGAAACAAUUCAGUUAUUCAUAAAUGAGGUUGACAGCUCCUGGUUGCCCUUUUCCUUGUGCAGCAUAAAUUAGAUUAGACUAAGUCUCAGAAAUUGCUUUUAACUUUCAGGAAAAUCAAUUUAUUUCAAAAGUCCUUUUAAAUAAUAAUUAUUGUGGGUUCAUAUACCUGUUAAGAAGAAAGUAGACAUGAUAAUGAUUAAUUUUUGAACAAUAUAUGUUCAAUACAGUUAUGUUUGAAUAUGAAGUAUAAUGGCUAUUUUAUGAUAUAUGUUCAAUACAGUUAUGUUUAAAUAUGAAGUAUAAUGACUAUUUUAUGAUAUAUGUUCAAUACAGUUAUGUUUAAACAUGAAGUAUAAUGGCUAUUUUAUGAUAUAUGUUCAUUGCAGAUAUAUUUGAAAAUGAAGUAUAAUGAGUAUUCUAUGAUAUAUGUUCAAUAUAGAUAUGGUUAAAUAUGAAGUAUAAUGACUAUUCUAUGGUAUAUGUUCAAUACAGUUAUGUUUAAAUAUGAAGUAUAAUGACUAUUCUAUGAUAUAUGUUCAAUAUAGAUAUGGUUAAAUAUGAAGUAUAAUGACUACCCCUUGUUAUGUUUAUAGAACAAUGCCAGCCUUACGCUGGGUGCCAACUUAUCUUUGAGCAAUCUGCAAGAGUUUUUUGCCAAGUCUGUCGGUGACGCCACGCUCCCCUAUGCUGAAACUUUUGCUCACCACCUCCAGUAUGUUGCACAACAUGGAAUCAGAAAUGUAAGCACUGGUGUAUUAAUACUUUGGCCACUUCCUGUGCGUACUGUGGAUCUGUGGGCUUUAUAGUCUGGGGUUAGAGACUUAUUCCUUGUCAAUUACAGAUGAAAGUAGUGUAUGUUAAAACACAUGAAAGUAGUGUAUGUUAAAACACAUGAAAGUAGUGCAUGUUAAAACACAUGAAAGUAGUGCAUGUUAAAACACAUGAAAGUAGUGCAUGUUAAAACACAUGAAAGUUGUGUAUGCUACUCUGCAUGUUUUAAAUUUUAAUAAUCACUAAAUAUGCAUUUAUUGUAAAAUUUUGACAAAACUUUGGCAGAUACUUUCCACCCUCUUCAUGACAGACACCUAAGAUCAGCUCGAUUAAGCGAAUUCUUUCCUUCAAUGUUAGAACCGAUAGAUAUAAUAAUAAUUUGUUCCCCUAUCUAUAAGAAUUUACCACCAUCCCCCCCCCCCCCCCCCAAGCUGUUAAAAAAUCUAAAUAAUCAAGCUUAAAAUCACUAUUGUCACUAACUGAGUGAAGUACCCUGGCAUAUGAUGGCUGAUUUUUUGCGCUGGAGAAAUACUUCAUUUGUUCUGUGUUAAAUUUUUCUUGUUUAAAAUUGUUUAAGAAUAUUUAUAAAUGAAUAUGUGCAUUUUAAAAAAUUAAAAUUUCCAUUUAUUUGGAUCAAUAAGAAGCCUUGUUACUAGAUGUUCAUCUUAUUUAUCUUUUAUCUUGUAAUAAUUUUUUUUUUUUUUGUAAUGCAGUAACUGAAGCAUUUUUUUUCAAUGUUGUCAACUCUAUGCCCCCCCCCUCCCCUCCACCUAUUCCCCCAACCUGUUUCUUCCUCAGAUGGCCUGCUGGGCUGGUAACCUUGCCCUUAAACACGCCCACCCAGAGUUUCCUGCUGAUGUGUUUACACUUUUUGAGACAGUUGGAGCCAAACUUGUUGUCUGUAAGUAAAACUGGCAUGAUGUAUCCUGGAAAAAAGUGUCACCGAAUAAUUAUGUAAUUUUUUUAAAUACGUGGUUGUAUAUUUAAAUUACACAUAUUAUACACAUAUUGGAAGAAUUGAAUCAGUAAUUUUUAGUGUCCGAGUGUUGCAAUUAUUACAAAUGGCAAGUUAUUUGUAAAAGUAUUUUAUUUGGGGCUUUUUUGUACCCCUUUUUUUAUAAUUUAUUCCAGACUUCAUUAUGUACUUAUGGGCAUUACCAUUUUUUAACUAGAUAUUGUUUGCUUAUCUUGUUUGAAUUUUUUUGUUUAUUUUAACAAAAGGAGACACACAUAAUAUAUACAAACUGUUGUUUUUUUAAAAUUCAAAAUCUUUAGAUGAUGGCGAUGGAACUCAAAACCAAUACUCAGUUCAGGAUUUCCUUGGCAUUGACCUGAAAGGAAAGGUCAUCACAGCAGCCAUCCUUCCGAAAUUCACUUCCACAGGUGUCCGUGUUCAGACGUACAAGCCAUCACAACGGUUACAGGUAAGACUUUUAACUAAUCAACUUGUCAGCCUAGCAAGGCGGCUGCUCUCAAGGUGGGAAAACCUUCAGUAAAACAUUCCCAGCCACCAAAGAUUGAAGACAGAAAUCAAAUUUGCAGGCGUUAAAAAUGAUCCUUCUACAUUCCCACAACAUUGGUUUUUUUUUUUUAUUAAAGAAAACCCAACUAUAAAGAAACCCAACUAUAAAGAAAACCCAAUUAUGAAGAAAACCCAACUAUAAAGAAAACACAUGCAUCCAUCCAUCCCUGUGGCGCUCAGUCCAUGUAGGGCUUUGGCCUGCCUCACCACUUCCUUCCACUCAGACCUAACUAAUGCCUUUAUUUUCCAUGCUUGGACUUUCAACUGCUGUAGAUCAUUUUCCACAUCAUCUAUCCACCUAAGCCUAGGACUGCCUUUGAGCAUUUUUCCUCUGGGGUAUUGGUGAUGCACCCUCUUCGUUCCUCUGUCAUUUGGCAUUCUCUCUAGGUGUUCUGCCCAGCGUAGCCUGCCUCUUUUUAUUUCUGCCUCUAUCGUAGGAUCCUGAUAUAGACUGUAUAAAGAAAACACACCCAAACUAUUACCAUAAAUUACCAUAUAAUGGGAGAAAUUUAUGGUAAAAAAUGCUACAUAAAUUAGUUAUGGGUUGGUGUAACGUACAUGCUCUGACAUCAUUAUCAUUGUAACUUAUUUCUUAUGCUGUGGGUUAUGUCAGUAGCAUGGUUACUUGUUUUAAGUUAGUAAAUCAGUAAUUCAAUAUGCCGGCUAAGACUUCAUCGUUCUUCCUCUUGCUAUCCAGGCACGCAAAUAAGAAUACUGAAUCCUGGUUAAACUUACAGUACUUUAUUGAAUCACAGUUUACACAGAUACUAUUAAUAAUAAUCCUUGCAUGAAUGUAAUCAUUUCACAUAUAUCCAUAUAAUAUUCCAUCACUCAGAAAGACACGUCCUCACACUACUAUAACUCAGCUCAACUGUGCUACAUCUCAACUCUAACUCAACUCUGACCAACUCUGACUCUUCUCCUGCGCUCCGCUCUCCUUAUCUCAGUCAACUCAUACUUUAUUACCAGCAAAGCGUGGAAAACAACCGCUCUGACAAAAACAUAAUUUUACUCUCCAAAAACGUGGAGCUCACAUUUGUUCUCAAAAAUACAAUCCAUAGAUUGUCUCUCCUCGUGGAAAAAACAUGGUCAACACUAUUCACUGUUCACUCAUGCUACCUCUCUGUUUUCAUGUGAAAACAUAGUCCGUUACAGUUGGCAUAAUAAGCAGAUACGCUUGUAAGCCAUUUUUAAACAAUAUAUUAGACUAAUGCCUAUGCAACUAGACUACUGUACUGCGCAUUGUACUGCGCUUAAAGAAAAUGAUGUAAGUAGCGCCCCUUGACGUGAUAACAUUGUUUGUUACUGCAUGACCACAGUUCAUUUACAAAAUUAUAAUGUAAGGAUUGGGACAUUUUUAUUUAAAAUUAAUUUUUUGUUUGUUGUUAAUUUGUUUUGUGUUAUUAUUAUAAUUUUAUGGAAAGAGAUUAACAGAUGUCAUUGUAUGUGGACAUGUAAAUUUAUGGCUAAAAAGCCAUUUGAAAAAUCGAACAAAAGGGUAGGGGCUCACUUUAUACGUUGAUCAUGACAUAUUUGGUAAUACACGGUAGUUACUUCUUGUCUUGAGAAAAAACAAAGAGGGCCCCCCCCCCCUUUUUUUUUUUUAUUUCCUGAAAUUUAGGAUAUUGCUUUCCCUAAUUUAUUAUUUAAAGUUUAGUGACCCUAAUUUCAAUGCUUGUAUUUGCAUAAUUUCAAUGUUUUUAUUUUAAAAUCAAACAAAAGGGUAGGAGCUGACUUUAUAAGUUGAUCAUGACAUAUUUGGUAAUACACGGUAGUUAUUUCUUGUCUUGAGAAAAAACAAAGAGGGCCCCCCCCCCCUUUUUUUUUUAUAUGUCCUGAAAUUUAGGAUAUUGCUUUCCCUAAUUGAUUAUCUAAAGUUUAGUGACCCUACUUUCAAUGCUUGUAAUUGCAGAAUUUCAAUGUUUUUAAUUAAAGUGCUUUAUAUGCUUGUGUAUAUACUUUUCAUAUAAUUUAAAUUUGGGUUUUGUUCCAGGUAGUCUGUUAGUGGAAUGAACAAUACCCCCCCCCUCCAAACCCCAAUUUUUACCUUAUUAAUUUUAAUGCCACCAUUCAAAUGCCCAUAUCACACAAUGAAAAGAGCAACUUGAGCUGAAAUAGUUGCAUAGACAGAAAAAGCCAGCAGAGAAAUAGCCAGCAGAUUUUUCUCUUAUUUUCUGAGCUUUUACAUUUUUUUAGUGACUGAAACAGAGAAAAGAUAAGAUUAUUUUAUGGAUCAAAACAAAUAGAAAUGUAUUAUUAUGAUUACUUUGUACAUUAUUCAUUCUCUGAAGGUUAUUAAGAAAUUUAAAAAACCAGACUGUAAAGAAAGACUAUAUUUUAAAAAAUUGUGAUUAAAAUAAUUUUAAAUCAUAAACAAAAUCUAAGUCUUUUGAAACUUAACUUACUCCUUUUAAUUUGCUCAGGCAAGUCAAGGUUAUGUCAGCGCAGGCUUCUUGGUAGAUGUGGACACAAGUCAAAAUUUCCUGGUGAAGAACAAGCCAUCUAUUGUCAUUCAAGGAAUUAACUCACAGCUGGUAAAUGAAACAGAUUAAAAAACAGAUUUAAAAAUUUUGUUGGCACAAACAUAUUUUGUCUCUCAUAUAUUUUUAACUCUUAAUUCUAGCAAUAUAUUUAAUACCUUCAACUCUAGCAGUAUGCCCUUUUCUCCCAACUUAAGAAAUAAAUUGUUGACUCUUAAAUCUAGCAAUAUAUUUAAUUCAGUUUGUCCUUCUCUCUCAAUUCUAGAAAAAUAUUAUUGACUCUAAGUUCUAGCAAUACAUUACUUUCAACUCCAGCAGUGUAUCCUUGUCUCUCAACAUCAGCCAUACCAAUUUAUUUUUUUCAUCUAUUUUGAGUCUUAUUGAUAUAACAUCGAUGAAUAUUUAGUACAACAUAUGAUCGUUAAAAUUCUCUUCUCAUAUUUUAUUGACUUACUCAGACCCAUGCAAUCCAGACCGAGUCCUUCCUAACAAACAAAAAGUUGGGUGACCCCACUGUGUUACAGAGUAAGAUACAAUAGUUUUCUUCUCAUAAAGUGAAAGAAAUUUCUUUAAAAACUAAUUUAGGUUUUUAAAUUUAUGAAAUGGCUUAAAAUUAAGUAAUUUUUUUUUUAAUAGCAAAAAAAAAAAAAUUUAUGAAAAGAAAUUAGGUUUAAAAAAAAUUAUUUUGUAGAUUACGAAAUUGUGCUUCAUAAAUUUUAAGAUAAGAUUAGAAAAGAUCAGAUUCUUUUAUUGAACCCAAAUAAAAGGAAAUGCGAAUUUAUUACUUUGAAAUAAAGAGCAUAUGAAAUAAAAUUACAGAAAGUGAAGAUUCUGAUUAAAAUUUAAACCACCAAAAUUUUAAGUAAAGACAUUAUUGUCAUUAUUAAAGGAAUUUUUACAACAAAAAAUACAUCAUCAGCACCUUACAAACUCAUCAGAAAAUUAUGCAUAAUUGUUGAAACUUCAUGGACUGAAACAUAUUUUUUUAAAAAUAUAUUUGUUCAGAUGCCUUGUCAAUUUUGACAUCUGAACUUAUCCCAGAGACACGGACCGGGUGGUCCAGUGCUACAUACAGGAGGUCUGUUGCUUUGGGCUUGUUCUACAAGGUGGGCUGGCUUUCUGUUCAAAUAAAAAUUUAGCCUGAAAAAUGCACGAAAAAAGAAAUGGCAGCAACUUUAUAAAAAUGUUAGCACGGUGUUUGAACUUUGAUCUACAUUAUUUUUCAUUUAUGUGUUGUUUAUUAUUCGGAUGUCUGCUAAAGAAGGUAUCAUGUCAGUUUACUUGUCACAUAGCUUGUUACACUAUUUUUCUGUUGGGAGGGGGACAAAAAUCUUGAACCCCUUCAUGCCCCUUGAACCCCUUCAUGCUCCUGAGUUGGCAAAUUUUUGUGAUUGAUCAACCAUUUUUAUAUAUCAAAUCUGCUAUGAAAAUAUUUUUCUAGCCACAUUUCCUUAUGGAUUAGUAAAAAAAACGGGAAUUUGAUAUUAGAAACACACAUACCAGCAAUUUAGCUAGUAAGGAGAGCAGGGCAGCAGCAGCUUAUGCUAACAAUUUUAUAUUGGUGUUAUCUUCUGGGUACAAAAAAGGUGAAUAGAAUUUUAUUAUACUAGGACCAGUUGUAAUAAUGUUUUUUGCCCAAAUAAUUUUUUUUUAAAUACAAUAAUUUUAGGUCUACAAAUGACAUAGAAUAUGGCAGAUAUGGGGCGUAUUACAUGACACAAAGAUUUUUAAAAAAAGGAGAUUUUAAGUUUCAGGUUAUUAGAGAACAUUAUUUUAAUUGAAAAAGGAUGUGUCCUCCUUUUGGAUACCACAUGGUAACCCUAGUUAUGAUGAUAGAAAAACAUAAGUAAUUAUUUGUUUAAAAAUAAUCAUGACAAUUAUAAAAAUUUGAUUUAUAAAGUGAAUAAAUGUCAAUUAAAUGUAAUAAGCAUUUAGUUCAAUAGUUGCCUGAAUUUUUUGUUGUUGGUCAGGUGAAUAAUUUAUUUUCCACUAUUUCAGUUUGUUUUGAAUGUUUGCCAAAGCAAAGCUGACCCACGCUAUGUCAGUGGAGGUACUGGCCUAACUAGAACACCGAUUGUGGGCACACAGGAUUACGGGACAGAUCCAUCAGAAUAUCCAGUCUCACAGGCCAUUCCAAAAAUUACUGCCGAGUAUUUGGUGAGAUAAACAGAUUAUUGAUUUUUUUUGUUUUUUCAAUCAUAUCCUAAUUAUUUAUACUAUUUCCUUGGUGGUAAUGGCAGAAUAAGGAAUGCUUAUGUCCUGUAAUUUUUUUCUAUGAUAAAAGGUGCUGGAACUAAUUUUUGUUUAAUUAAACAAAUAUAUAUAUUCUGCCGAAAAUGGGAGCCAGAACGCUUAUACCAAAAUAUACAAACUCAAUUGAUUUUUAAAAAAAACACCAGAUAAAGCUGCUGUAAGCCUUUAUAUCUGGUUUAGAUAAAUUAAGAUGUCAAAGUCGCUGCUCUAACUUAAGAUUGUAUACAACAAAUAAAACAUUUGUGAUCUAUUUCCAUUAGACAAGUGGAACUGGUAAAUUCCUUGAUGACCUCAAUGAUGAACCUGGACAGCUGCACGCUGCCCCCGUCAUCAGCAGUGUGGGGAAUGCUGAGAUUGAUGUCAUCGAUGCCUCUUUAGCAUUAGUAAGAUUUUGUGUUUUUAUCACACUGAGAUUAACUUUCCCACAAGCGAAGUCAAUUAUAAUAACAAAUAGUCAUCCUGCACAGUAACAUGGGAAGACUUGAUUUUUAGUGAAGGAAGUUAGUUAUAUAGGAUAGUAUAUGAUCUUUUUUGUGAUAUUUUUGUGUGUGUGUUCUGUUAACCAGUCCCUUUAUUUAAAUUACAUAAAGGAGAAUGCCAGUCUCACUUUUCCCAAAGGCCUAUUGUUAAAUCAGUGGUUCCCAACCAGUUUGACUCAUGAGCCCUUUUUGGAACUUCAUUGGGGGAGCCUUUUAGGCAUACCCUGUAUAUUACGAUUUAAUAGUGUUUUCUUGUUUCCUGGAGUGGCCACAGAGCCCCUGACAAGCAAAUAAUACAAUGUAUAAAUACUGAUUUUGUAAAAAAAUAAUAGUUCACGCGUCUGUUAAAAAUAACCUGGUUUUUCUUUCAAUGAAAAAACCAAUUAAUUUACGGCAUUUCUGAUCUGAUGGCAUAACAGAUCUCUUAACUUGCCAGAAAAACCAUUGUUUACAAGAAUCAUCCUGUCAAAUUGAAAGCAAGUGGAAGUUUCUUUAAAAUUGGAAAACAUUUUAAAAGAAAACAAUAAGUACAUUUUUAGGCUUUAAACUAAAUAAAAUAAAAAUAAAACAAUCCCUUCCAUCUGCAGUUCUACAAUAGGCAAAUAAUUUCAUGUUUAUAUUAAUGCCAUAAAUAACAAGAUGCUUAAAAUUAUUUAGAGGGUUAAAGAAACAUUGCGAGUCAGAUUUCUUCCAACAUCCUUGCUGUGACGUUCCGACUUUGUUAUUAUUGUUGAAAAACAGGUUGCACAUAAUUGAUGACAUAAUAUGAAUUUCUAUUUUCCAGUCACUCCCUGGUGUUACUGCAUUCAUCAAGGCCUCGGACAUCCCCAAAGGUGGAAAAAAUGACUGGAUGCCAUUAGGUCCUCUUGGGCCAGGACCCUAUGACCAUCAGGAGGUGCUGAGGAACUCUUCUCUUUACAAAUUAAAAAAAAAAUUCUUUUUUUAAAUUGCUUUUCUAAAUCUUUGUAACCAGUAAAUAAUUUCUUUUUACUAUUUAAAAGUAUUUGAUGUGCAAUUUCUGAAGUUUGAAAAUUACAAAUAUAGUUUUUUUUCCCCCCUUUUGAGACCUUCUACAACACAUUAUGCAUAAGUUUGCAUAACACUCCCUGAGACUUGUACAUAACAUUUUGAACUAUGCGCAACACUCUAUUUAGGUUUGUGAAAGCUAAUAAUAUGCUUCAUAAGACUUUUGUAUUGCAUUCAAAGGCUUGCACAACACUUUAUGAAAAUAUUCAGAAAUAUUUUUCUUCCACUUAGCUGUUGAGCAGUGGAGUAAUCAACUAUGCAGGACAAGCCAUAGGAAUUAUUGUUGCAGGUAUUUCUCUCUUUCUUGAUCCACUAGUUCAAAAAAAAGUUAUAUCAUUUUGUAUCCAUCUGUUAUUUAUUUAUUUGCUAAGAAAUCAUUUAUAAGAAGUAAGUUAUUAGGCUGUGUCUUUUUAAACUGUACAAAAAAAAUAAUUUUAAUUUGAAAAAUUCAGAUUCUGAAAUCACGGCACAGACUGGUGCAAGCAUGGUGAAAGUAACUUACAAGAACAUUAAGCCUCCAAUAGUUGACAUCUUGGAUGGUAUCCAGCAGAAAUCCUUUUUCCCUGAUCCACCACCGCCUACCAUUGUUGGUGACCCCAAAGGUAUAUGUAAUAUAGAUUUGCUAGUUUUUGAAGAAUUAUUUAAUUAAAGCGAAAAUUUCAAAAACUAUUCCUUUGGAAUUUCAUUUAAAAUAAACAAAAACAAAUAUUAUUUAUUUGAAACCAAAUAUUGUUUAAAGAAUUUCAUCACCAUAACAACACAUACACCAACAUAUCAAAAUUAUGUCAACAAAGUAUGAACACCAUAUCAAACAUCAAUUUUGUCAAAAGUUCAGUCACUCUCGGGUAGCCGCAGAAUGAACUCAGCUAAUUUCAAAUUAUUGUAAUAUGAAAAAAAAAACCCCAAGAAGAAUAUGUAUAUUAACUGUUGCAUACUGUCAUUAGAAUGAUGUGGUGAUUCAGGCCAGGCCCUGCAUGGGCUGCAGUGCCUUAUGAUGAUGAUGAUGCUAUAAUUAUGUCCUAAUCAAUAAUACUGUUUCUAUUUCUUGACACAAGAAUGCUUUCAAUCUGAAAGCUGUAGACUCAAGACCAUUUUUAAAAAUAUUAAAUCCCUCCACCCUGCUCUUCUAGGCGCAAUCGCCGCUGCUCCCAAUAAGAUCAGUGGGAAUAUCCGUUGUGGUGAUCAGUAUCACUUCUACCUGGAGACACAGACCUCCAUCUGCACACCCACCGACAUCGGCGGCAUGAAGGUCAAGGCCUCAACUCAGUGGCUGGACGGAGUUGGAAUGACGGUAUCCCAGGUUCUUGGUGUUCCUCAGUCCAGGUGUGUUGAGACUGAUAAUCGUAUGUUUUUGCCAGCAAUACCAUUCUUAUCUGCACAAACAGAGCUUCUCAUUACUUACAAAGUUGAAAAUCACAAUUUUUUUUUUUUAGUGACCAAAUUCAGGAAGUAAAAUGACUCUGCUUUUUAAAUUUCAGUGUGGAAGUUACAACAGAAAGACUUGGAGGAGGGUUUGGUGGAAAGAUAACUCAGAAUUUCAUAGUGUCUGGAAUGUGUGCCCUUGCAGCCUAUAUUGUAAACAAGUAAGUUAGGGAAUAGUAAAAGUAAAGAAGUAUUGGAACAUUGUUCCAUUAAAAACAUUGUUAGGAAUAACUAAAAAUGCUUUCCACUGGAUGACUCAUCUAGUUGAUGAUUUAACCCUUUACAGGGCAGAGGUACUUCCUCUUGCAUGUCCUGAAUGGGCACUACUUUUCCAUUUUUUAGUAAGAUUUAGGGCUAUGUUACAAAAAAAAUAAAAUCUAAGGUGUUAGUCAACAAAUUUGUGUGAAAUGAAAAGCAAAAUAAAGGAAAAUGAAUGUAGGUUUAUUAUUGAACUCACAUGUUGCCAUUAAUCCUCAUAUGAACACAAAUAUUUGCAAAAAACAAAAUUGUUUGUGAUUGUGAGUUAUCUAUUCACUAUUGACAAACACUGCCACAAAAUCGAAGUUUGUAAAAUUCAACACUGCUAACUACGCUGAUUUCACUAAUAUUACUAAUAAUAUUAAUAUCUAGUUCCAAUUUACAGUCAAUUCGUGCACUUUAAUGUCACUUAAAUUGAAUCCAGCGAAAUCUCCGCUAUCACUUGAAUAAUAGGCAAAUAAUCUGCAAAAUCCAUUUCGAACAUUUUUUUUUUAAAGCCUCGGAGGUCACGAGAAAACAAAACUAUGUCGUCACGGACGCUUUUGGGCGUUUUGCCCUUUAAGUGGUAAAGACGUUUUCGGCCGCUCUGCUCCGUAAAGGGUUAAAUGGUCUUCCUUUUUUUUUAUCCCAUGGAAUUUGUUUAAACCAGGUGUAAGAUAAUUUAUAAAUUAUUCUUUUUAUAUUACUUUCAGAUAAUUUGAUAUAGACAUUAAACAUAUUAAAUGUUGAUUUUUCUUUCAUUUCUCUGUCCUAGUUGUGUUGUUAAAAAUAAAAAAAAAGUUUUAUAAAAUAUUUUUUAAAAACUGGUUGAACUACGAGGUUAAAUUGACACCAUUUCCUUUUUGUCAAAUACUAUGAUCACACUUUUUAAGUAAUUGUGUGUAUGAAAAAUAAAUGUAAAAAUACAUUUUUUUGUUUAAACACAAAGACCUGUAAAGAUGCACCUGGACAUUCAUACCAACAUGAAAAUGCUUGGCAAAAGAACAGCUUAUUACGCCGAGUACGAGGUAUGUUGGUCAAUGUUGGUCUUCAUUAGCCCAUUCACCACAUUCUUUAUAUUUUCUUUAUUACUCUUUAUAUUUUCUUUACUAAUAAUGGCAGUAUUUAAAAUUUUUAUAUCUACCUGUUAAAUAUAUAUUAAGAUAAAAAAACAGAUAUUGAAUGCCAUUUAUUUACUGGAAAUAAUAUUUAAUUAUUUUUUUAACUUCCAGACCGCUGUCAAUUUUGAUUGUUUUUUAUGUACCCAUUCCAGGUGGGAUUUGAUAACAAUGGCACACUCCAAGGUAUCAUUGUUACUGGUUAUGGGGAUGACGGUGUCUCAACAUUCGAUGGGGACCCUUCCGAACUGCUUACUUGGAUUGACAAUGGUUGGUUUUCAUUUUGAAAAAAAAUCUUGCAACUCAAAUUUUUUUGAGUUGCAAGAUUUUAAUAAUAAACAUGUUAUUGAAAGUUAUAAUGCUACAAAUUUAAAUUAAAAAAUAAAACUAAAGCCUCACUGAAAAAAACAAAGAACAUGUAGGCAUAAAUCAUUUAUCUGAGAUGCCGUUUAUAGUAUAGAAAGCAGGGAACUAUAAAGAUAAGUAGAAAUAAAAUAGAACAAGGUGAAGAUACCGCUGACGCUGUACAAUCGUGUGGUCGCUAGGAUAAGCCUUACAAUGGCGUGUUUACCUUGAAGCUGUUCGAAUAAUUGUCUUUUACAAUUAAGUUAAUAUUAUUGCUUGCUCUGUUCCAUUUUUAUUUCAUUUGAUUUAUUGUUUCCUGCAAUUUCCAAUCUAAAUUUUAUUAAUUCAAUUUGGCUGUUAUUUUCAGCCUAUUAUUGUCCCAACUGGCUUUUUACACCAAUUCCUGUGAGAACCAACAAACCAGCAAGCACAGCAUGCAGAUCACCGGGUGAGUUGCUUUUAACAAUGAAAUUAAGAACCGAUAAGUUCUUUAAACAUUCACAAGUGUUGCUGAUUUUUUAAAAAUGAAUGGUUAUUUUGUUUAAAUUAAAAAAAAAAAGAAAAAUGUGAAAUCUUUUGUUAACAAGCUGACAGAAGAUGACAUCCUAUAAUUUUUAUAGAGAUAAACCCAGCUCUAAUUUUGAGUCAAGUGGAAAACUAUAAAAAUGUUUUAGCUGGAUUUAAACAAUUUAAAAUAAGUUAUUUAUAAGUUUGCAAGCAAAUAAAAGUGGGUUUGCCAAAUACCUCAAUUAUUAUCUAUAAUAAUAAUUCCGGAAUGGAUCUUUCUUGUCCGCCAUGGUUUCAUAGCGCACCCUGCUGCGCAUUCCUUUGCUGCAUCCCCCAUCAAGCUCUUAAUCUUGUAUGCACCAAAUGCACACAAAAGAACGCCUAGAUGAUGAACUUUGAUGCAAUGACUGAUUGGCCUCUAAAGGACCUGGCAGAAAUAUUUAAAUUGUAGCUACAAACUUGGAAUGGACAGUAUUUUAACACGCGCAUCGUGGUCGUGUUGUCCCAGCUGGUUAUAGUAUUACCUAAUAGGUCUAUAGUGUUGGGUAGUCAUGUAGGCAUAGGGUUGAAUAAUGAAGUAGUAAUAAAACUUACUUUCUUAUCAAUUAUUUCGUAGGCUCCACGCCAGCCAUCUUUAUAAUGGAAAGCAUCAUUGAACAUGUGGGCAAGGCUCUGGGCAAAGACCAGUACGCUGUUAGGAAGCAAAACCUCUAUAUCAAGGGUCAGGUAAGUGGUCUGUGGGCAAAGAAAAGUAUGCUGUUAGGAAGCAAAACCUCUAUAUCAAGGGUCAGGUGAGUGGUCUCUAGGCAAAGACCAGUUUGCCGUUAAGAAGCAAAACCUCUAUGUCAAGGGACAGGUGAGUGGUGCUUGUUAACAACUAGAAACACAUUGUGUGGUUUGUUAACAUCUAGUACCACAGUGUGUCGGUUUUUAACUUCCAGCAACUUAUUGUGUAGGUUUUUAAUAUCUAGCAACACAGAGUGUCAACUAUAAUAUUACUACAAUUUUGAAAAAAAGUUUUAUUUAACUAAAUUAAACUCAUAUUUUUUCUUUACCCUUACAAAAAUUAAAAUUAUAAGGUAAAUACAAGUUCUAUAAGUUACUAUAAAUGUGGAUACAAUUUUUAAUGAGAUAUUGAAUACUUCUCAUGACAUUUGUUCUUCAGCCAUUUUCUUCAAUGACACAUUUUCAGAAAACACCUGGUGGCAUGCCCUUAAAUUACUGCAGCAUUCGUGAAGUGGCUGCUCAGUUUGAGGACCAGAUCAACCUUGUUAAACGUCAGCAAGACGUGGCAGCUUUUAACCAGGUUUGUACACACAAAAAUUUGUGUGGGGGGAAAGUUCCCGCUACUAAAAUUGAAACGAAAAUUUAAAAAAAAAAAAAAAUCUCUUUAUCAUGUUUAAAAGUGUGUUAAAACUGCUCAUAAAAGUGUGUUAAAACUGCUAAUUAAAGUGUGUUAAAAUAACUUAUUAAAGUGUGUUAAAACCGUUCAUUAAAGUGUGUAAAAAUAGCUCAUUAAAGUUGUGUACAUGAUCCAGUUCAUAUACAUCUUUGUAUGAUAACAUUGAUUUCUAUCUUAACAUUGUAUUGUAUCUUAACAUUGAUUUCUAUCUUAACGCUGAGUUUUCAAAAGAACACCGUUUAUUGCCCCAUUUAACAGGCCAACAGGUGGAGGAAACGUGGACUUGCCCUGAUGCCCAACAGGUUUGGCAUCGGUUGGUUUGGCGCCCAGUACAACACGCACGUGAUCAUCUACCAUCAGGAUGGGAGUGUGGUGGUUGCGCACGGGGGCAUCGACAUGGGUCAAGGUAUCAACACGAAGGUAAAUUAAUGUUCUGCUGGGUGCUGCUGUGUUAUGCUCUAAAUCAAACUUGUUAUGAGUUCCACCGUAUGGUAAACAACCUAUACAACAUGAUUUUUCUAAUCAAUGCAGAAACGAUUAUGUCAUCACAGCUGUAGGAUAAAGUGAAACAUAUUUUUGCCACUGUAGUUUGCACACAACAGUGAUGAGAAAGAAUUAUAUUUUUUUAGGCUGAACAAUGCAAACAUCAUUAUAUCAAGCACAACUGCAAAACAAAGCACAAAUAUUUACUGUCAAAGCUGUUUGCACCCAACAGGGAUUAAAAAGUAUAACAUUUUUUUUUUUUAGACUAACCUUGGCAAAGACUUCAAAGAGUAUUAUUGCAAUCUGUGCUUACUUUGGCACAGAGUAUAUGUUGCAAUCUGUGCUUACUCUGGCAAAGAGGAUAUAUUGCAAUCUGUGCUUACUCUGUCAAAGAGUAUUAUUGCAAUCUGAUCUUACCUUGGCACAGAGUAUAUGUUGCAAUCCACAUCGAUUGGCUUUGGCACUUCAAGUGCAUUCACAUGUUCUGAUUAACAUAACAGGAGUCCGAUUUCAAGAAGAACGUAUACUUUAAUCUAAGCCUCUCUAACAUCUGGAUACAAUAAUUGGAACACAUAGAGCACAGUUUGAUUCUGAAAAACCGUACAACCUUCUCACUCAUUUCUCAGACUGCGGCUGCUCAACGAAUAACACAUACUCAAAAGUCAAGACUGUAGACACUAUGUCACAGAUACAAAAAAAUCAUGUCUCAAGCCUCAUGGCGGCAAAAGCUUUCAUUAACCAAACUAACACACAAGAAAAUAAAACACCACAUUCUGUGCACUGCAGUUCCAAUACAAUAAAACACCACAUUCUGUGCACUGCAGUUCCAAGACAAUAAACACCACAUUCUGUGCACAGCAGUUCCAAGACAAUAAACACCACAUUCUGCGCACAGCAGUUCCAAGACAAUAAAACACCACAUUCUGUACACAACAGUCACAUGACAUGCUCGACAUCUUCAAGACAAGUAGUAACAAUCAAUUCCAAAAAGCAUGAAAUUUUGUAACAAGGUUUCAAACAGCUUCAUGCAAAGGGUUAAUUAAGUUCUCACAUAUUUUAAAAAGACUUAAAAAUUAAAUAGCACUUAGACUAAGAUAGCAUGAUUAACCCCUUGAAGUUUUUAAAUAAAAGAUUCUAAUUUUUAUUUUAAGUGAUUUUUUGUGUCUUAUGGUCUAGACUUGUCGCUUGACAUAAAAUGAACAAAAUAAAAUAAAACUAAUUUUUCCUUAAGAUUGUUCAAGUCUGUGCCUAUGAAUUUGGUAUCCCAAUGGAUGGUAUCCGUGUGACAUCAUCAUCCUCUGUCAUCAACGCCAACUCUGUCACUUCUGGGGGAUCCAUAACCUCUGAGUUGUGUUGUCUUGUGAGUACACUCUGAUUGAACCCUGUAAUGUCAUUUUCUGGCCGGCACUGAUUCAACCCCUUACUGGCCAGUUCUGGCCAGUAGUGAUUCAACCCUGUUACAGCCAGAUCCAGUAACUUAUCUCGCUGUUUACACAUUACUGUACAGAAAGCAGAAAUCUAACUAUUUAAAUGAAAAUCUCUUGAGUUUACUUCCGUUUUUUUGUUAUUUUCAACAAUGCUUUAUUUGAAGAUCAGAUUUAUUGUCUUAAUUUGUUUUUUUCAUGUAUUUUAGGAAUUUAUUGUAGUUUGACUUUUAUGAAUGCACACAACACAAGCCUUGGGAAAUUGUAUAAUACAAUGCAUAAAGCAACCCAUUAUAAAGGAUAAUCAAUUUGUUUCAUAGAAAUAUACCAUAAGACGACUGGGCAUAUAAGACGACCCCCCUACUUUUCCUGUUAAUAUAUAGUAUUUGGACCGUAUAUUAGCUGAUAAGAUGACCCCCAAGUUUUGAAAAGAUUUUUAUGGGGUUUAAAAUAUGGUACAUUUGUUGGUUUUUGUUGUUGUUUUUUUUCUAAACCACGUAUGAUGAAUGGGGAGUUCCCUUGGCUAGAAAGGAAAAUGAAAGAAAAAUUAAAUACAAAAUAAAUAAAAAAUGGCUGAGGUUGCUAAGGACGACAUUCCUGAGUGCCCAGAAUUGAGUGGGUUAAGUAGAGGCUUGAUGUGUUUCAUUUCAUUAAAUUUGUUCUUUGUUUUUUCUUUAUACAUUAAUCAUUUUUAAAAAUAUAAAGUGGGGAAUAGGGUUUAGCAAACUAACUGGUUUUUUUUACGUUUGGUUUUUGAGCAUUUCACUUAUUCCUGUUUCUAAUUGAGUCUCUUUUAUAACAUCUAGUAUCACAAGGCCAUUUAGCUUUGGAGGUUAGAGAGAGAAAUCGAAAAACAUAAAAAUUAACUUUGAGUCUGAGAGUAUGAAAAUGUUUUUAAACUUGACUUACUCAUUAUUUCAGGGAGUUAUCGAAGCUUGCAACAUUCUCAAGCAGCGCAUGGCCCCUGUCAAAGCUAAAAUGGUCAACCCAACAUGGAAGGACCUUGUGGCUAAAUGUUAUGAUGAGAUGAUCGAUCUAACUGCAAAUUACGUGUAAUAACUUACAGUAUUUUAAUGUUGUAUUAAUAUCCUAUAAAGGAUAGAAAUGAAAAAGUCAUCCCUUAGACAAGAAUUUACAGAGGAAAACUGCUCAUAUUAGUAAACAAUAUUUACACCGUAAGAUGUUUGGGUCCAAAGCCUGUCAAAAUUUUAAUUUAAAAAUAUUUUAAAGUCCAACCAAAAAACACUAAAGGAUUAUUAUAAUAUUUUUGCACUUAAGACAAAAUAAUGCACUCUACAAUCAUGCAAUUAAAGCAAGUUAAAUAAUUUCAUUCAUUUUGAAUUAAACUCAACUCAGAUGAAACCAAAGCGACCGAAGGCUUUGUAUUGUGGGCAUAACUUCAGAAACAUAUUUGAAGAAGUAUUUUUUUCAAAAGUUUGCAAAAGUUUUUUUUUUACAAUUUUUUAUCAAAACCUUUAAGAGUUUAACUUUGAAAUUUCUGUAAACACAUCACUCUGUGAACACAUCACUCUGAACACAUAACUUUUUGAACACAUCACUUUGUGAACACAUUACUUUGUAAACACAUCACUCUGAACACAUCACUCUGAACACAUCACUCUGAACACAUCACUCUGUGAACACAUCACUCUGUGAACACAUCACUCUGUGAACACAUCACUCUGUAAGCCCAUCACUUUAUAAACACAUCACUUAAGACCACAUCAAACAUACUAAAUAUGUUUUAUAUUAUUUGUGCUUAGAACUAACACUGGCCAUAAGUCCACUCAAAAACAAAUGGGAAAUAAUGGUUUGUUUUUAAAAAAAAAAUUCAAUUCAGUUGUUUACAAAUAGUUUAUAGUAUGUAGCGUUGUUCAUGAAUGCAUUUCAAAUUGUAUUUUAAAAAAAGAAAUUCGAUUAAUGCACAAAAUUACACCUAUAAAAAAAAAAAUAAAAUAGAAGGUAAGAAGGUAACCAGUCAUAGGCACACACAAAAAAAAAAAUCUGCUAAAAAGAAGUUUUAUUCCUUUUCAGGACUCACCAGACUGAUCCAUACCCUAGUCGUUACAACUGUUACAGCAUUGCUGCCGUAGAGGCUGAAUUGGACGUCCUGACUGGACAGUACCAGCUUCGACAAAUGGACAUGCUGUACGACUGUGGAGUCAGGUAAAAUUCUAAUAAAACUUAAAGCAAUAAAUUCAACAAACAAUUUUCUUGUUUAAAAAAAAAAACUCGCUGUUACUUCAAUCUGGAAUAUUGGCAGAUUCCAAUUAAUUUACUUUUUAAAUUUUCUGCUAGCUUUUUUGUGUGUCUUACUCCUCUUCUUUUCAUUUGCAAAUAUGCAACAGAUUUAAAAUAAUCUCCAGAGCAUGUGCUGAGUUAAAAUUUAAAACAAAAAUACAUAAGAUCGGUUUGAUAUAAAUAUAAUUCAAAUCUUUUGGAAAUAAAUUUGUUGAUACCAUACUUUAAAAUUUUCAAUGUUUUUGUUUUACAGUAUAAUAAUAAUUAUCAAUUUACCAAAUAAGUGCACUUAUUUCACAAUAUUCAUUUGCAUUGUUCAUUCAUUAUUUCUUCUAGUAUCAACCCUGAACUGGACAUUGGUCAAGCAGAAGGUGGUUUUAUCAUGGGGAUGGGUUAUUUCCUGCAAGAAGAAAUGAAAUUCGACCCAACUACGGGUCAGGUCAUCAAUGCCGGAACAUGGGUACGGAAGCUGCGUUGGUUUCUUGAUAUUUGUAACAUUUCCAUUAUAUGAAAACAUUAGUUUUGAUAACAGUCAUCAGUUGGCUCCAUUGAUUUUGUGUGAUAUGUUUUCUUGUUUAAAGCCUUUGGUCAGCUAGCUUCUUUCAUGUGGUGUUAGAUCUAUGGUAAGGGUCGGCAACCUUUAGCAGGCUUGCCAGACUUGACAAACAGAACUAUUUUCAGUGGCGCGUAGAUGACCAACAAAUAGUGAAAAAUGAUUAAAAAUGUCUCUUACAGUGUGGCCUUAUUGGUUACUGGCACGCAGAAUGAAUUAGAUAUUGUGCCAAAUAAUAAUAAUAAUUGUUUCCAAAGGGUUGUUGACCCUCGAUCUAUGGAUUUAAGAUAUUAGUUUGAAAAAUGUGCAUGAACUUAUUAUUCCUAGCUUUAAGAUAUUUUAAAAUAGUUGCCAAGGCAAGCAUAUUACUAAUAAAAAUGGCUUGCAAGUUAAACCAACUGUAAAAUUUUACAAAGACAUUUGAAUUACUUGCUGCUACUUGCUUUUCAGGAAUAUAAACCUCCAAUGGCAAAAGAUUUACCAAUGAAUUUCAACUUUACAUUCCUGAGAAAUGCACCCAAUCCACUGGGAGUUCUGCGAUCAAAGGGUAGGUAACUCUGUGGGUUUUAUUGUUUGUUUUGGCAUAAUUUACUAGUGAGUAUAGACAACAAGAAAUUGAUAUUAUUUCAUGCAAAAUUCUUUUCCCUACUUUCAGCUGUUGGAGAGCCUCCCUUAACGAUGGCUGCUGCAGCCCUUCUGGCCAUCAAACAUGCCGUUGAAGCCGCCAGGGCUGAAAUAGGACAGGACACUUUUUUUGCCUUGGGUGAGUUAAAAUUAAACGAAGGUGCUUUUCAAAAUUAAAAAAGUUGUAGCUGAUUUUCUAAUAACAUUGACUUUUCAAAGUGGAAGUUUUUUCUUAAAGAUAUCUAUCAUUGAGCCUUUUAAUAGUUAAAAAAAAAAAAAAAUUGCAACUUUAAUGAAGCAAUAAAUGAAAGUCCUGACUUGGUCAGGCAUUAUUUUGUUCAAAGGUUCUUUUUUAAUUAAGGUUACUUAAAUUUUGUACUCUGCUCUGCACUGGACUCAAAAAGCAUACAAAUAAAAGUGUUGAUCAUAUGGUCAUUUUUAACCGUUUUUUAAAAAGAUUUACUUCUCACAGAUGCUCCGGCUACUCCUGAAAAAGUCCAGACCCUAUGCUUGAAUGACAUUACAAAAUUCACUUUUGGGAAAUAACUUUCAUAAUCAUCAAUUUCCCAAACCGGCUCAGAGAUAAGUUCAAAUUAAAAUACUCAGACUGAUAUUUCUUCAAGGCCUUGUCUUUCAAGUGUGUCAAAGAGAUAACAUUUAAUUCUCAAUGCAGCUUUGUAAUGACAUGAUCUGUAACAAUGAUAACAUUUAAAUCUGAAUGCAGCUUUGUAAUGACAUGACCUGUAACAAUGCUCCUGAAACUUGACUUUUUAUCAGAGUAUUUUUUCAUAUCUAAAAUGAAAUUCGGUUCUCACAAAAAAGUGAAGAAAAAUUUGUUACUCUAAUUUACUUUUAUAUUUUUGUUUGGUGUACAAAUAUUUACAGUAAAUUUACAUUGCAAUAUUUGCAUUAUGUUUCAAUAUCUCAAACCAUGUUGAUUUUAAUCAAGGUGUAAGGGAAGUUAUGAAAUUGGGCUAAUGCCAUAUUUAAAAUGAUAACAUUUAAAUUUUUUAUUUAAUUGUAACAUUUAAGCUUUGCAAUUAAUGUCUGUGUUAAUAUCACAAUCUGUUUAAAUUAGAGCUAUAUUCCUAGCAUUGCAUCUAGGAAAUAACCUCAAACAUUUUAAACUCAGUUGACAUCAUAUUUUACCUCUGUGAUAAUUUACUUCUUUCUUUAAAUUAAAGUUAUACCCACUACUCCUACUGUUAAAUAUAGGAAACUCCAUUUAAUAUUUUUGUGCUGGUAAAUAUAGUUAAAAUUAACAUCAUAUUUUAAUUGUCAAACAUAAUAUUUUUAUUUUUUUUUUCAUUUCCUGAAACUAGAAUUAAGUUAAACCCCUGAGAUAUACAAUAAGUGCAAAGACUAACAAAAUUUGGACCAUGUUCUAUUCACUUGUUUUAAAUUACAAAUACUUAUUCAAUUAUAAAAUGUGUUGAUGCAUUGUGCUAAUAGAUAAUCAACAUACUGGAGUGGUAAACUGGUUACCUUUCAUUUGCAUUAUUAACACAGUGUGCCAGAUAACUUUUUAUGGAAUUAAUUACUUUAUUUAUUAAAUAAGCCCAUUUAUAACAUUUGAAAUUUAGUUACAAGUUCAUUAAAACCAAGUUAUUACCCAGUCUGUUAAUUAACAAAAGAAAAAGCCAUUCACACUUUGCAUUCUUGACUUGCCUGGCUCAUAUCUACAUAGCAUUUUAAGAGUGAAAUUUUUUUUUUUUUAAAUCAUUUACAAAUUUUAUUAAGGCAAUUUGAACAACAAAAUGUUUCAUGCCCACGCAGAAUGUUGAUCUUUUGCCACACAGAAUGUUGAUCUUUUGCUUGAUUACUUCAUGUUUUCUUUUUUUAAAAAGUGGAUAUUUUAUUGCUGGGUUCUCCAGUGUAGUGAAAACCAUGGCAUUGCAAUUGCACUAUCUUUAAUUUAAUGUAAUUUGUAAUGUAUUUCUUUAUUGGGCUUUAGUCUUAAUUAACUUAAUUUUUCUAAUAAUUUAAAAUUUAAAUUGUCUGAUAUAUUAUAAUAUUAGGAUUUUUUUUUAAAAUGUAUACUUUUCUGCAAUUAUAUUUGGAAAUAUCAGAAUAUGGGACUAUAAUUAAUUUACUGUAAACAACUCCAAAAUAUGUGUGCUGCUUCUGCAGUUAAUGAGAUAAACCAUUAACCUUGAGAUUUUAGUGCAAUAUUUACAUCAUGGCCAUAGCCUUGCAGCAUGAUACAUUUAGGAAAGUUUUAAUAAAGACCAAGGUUGGAUGAAGAAAAUCAUUAAAUGCAAGACAAAAUUACAACAAAAAAAUAUUAUGAUAAAACAAAAAAAAGGUUUAGAGAUAAAUAAAAGGAAUUGGAAAAUAAUGUUUUAAAAAAAACUUUGAUUUCAUUGAAUUUGUAUAUGAGAAUUCUGUGCUGCACUAACCAAGCUUCAAUUAUUGUCAUUUGAAUUACCUUGUAUUCAAUGUUUAUUUUUGAAAGUAUGAACCCAACCUAAUUAACAACUUAAAAGAUUUACGUCUUUUCCUUUUCUAGAGUUGUGCCAUACACAUGUUGAUACACAUGUUGAUGCUUCAUAAAAAAAUAAAUUUUAUUUUU